This is a messenger RNA of Histoplasma capsulatum G186AR, 1290 nucleotides long. RefSeq lists its product as uncharacterized. Gene Ontology annotation, cellular component: nucleus; cyclin-dependent protein kinase holoenzyme complex. Lineage: Eukaryota; Fungi; Ascomycota; Eurotiomycetes; Onygenales; Ajellomycetaceae. Gene Ontology annotation, molecular function: cyclin-dependent protein serine/threonine kinase regulator activity; protein kinase binding. Gene Ontology annotation, biological process: regulation of cyclin-dependent protein serine/threonine kinase activity. The record is from RefSeq and is a predicted model, not a curated record. Bases 1 to 1290 code for a protein of 429 amino acids. The transcript has 2 exons.
AUGGGUAACUACAAUCCUUUCUACGACCCAAUUCUGGACGACAAUACAUACACGAACAAGACCUGGGCCGAAGUAUCAGGUAUCUCGGUCCAGGAGAUCCAUAUAAUGGAGGUUGAGUUCCUGAGCAAUGUUAGAUAUAACUUGUUUGUGACCGAAGAGGAAUGGGAUCAGUGGCACACGAAGCUCGGAAUUUUUGCAGCCUAUUUUGCCAAAGCCUCUCGACUUCCUCUCGAUAACGAGGCGCAACCCACCACACCGACUACUAUGCAACCCUCUCCCCAUCUCACCCCCACGACUCCCACCUCAACUAGUCACCUCCCCGUCCGAACUCCUAAGCUACCUUCGCCUUCCGGUCUGCCAUCAUACGUACCGCCACGACAUCAGAUAUAUACACCUGCGACUGCGCCCAUUUUGGGACACCCGAGUUUAUCUCCGCGUCAGUCGUCAUGGAAUGUAAACUCAACUUCGGGUCUGCAUCGAAAACGAAGCUGGGAUGGACCAGUAGAGGAACCUCCUUCCAAGAAAAUGGCCAUAUCCACUAUGUCAGGCCUGGCGCCUCUUCCAUCACUUCCACCUAUGACGGCUGUCACUGGAGGCCAUAUCCCACCUUUGACAAUUCCAUCCGUUCCACAAUCAGAAAUGCCCAUGCUACCCUCGUCUCUGCCACAACUUCCACGGCUCAAUUUUGCACUGGCGCAACAACACCCUGCUGGCCCGCCAUAUGCCCCUCAAUCGCAAAGCCAACCCCACUUCCCACAGUGCACUCGUGCCAUGGCCACAGUGUACCCACCACCCGUCAGCACCUGGAGCCAACGCACUCCACCAACCACAACAUUGGCUCCCAUAUCGCAUACCCUUCCUAAUAACUCUACCAACUAUCCCGACCAAUCCAAACGCCAAAGCCCAUCGUACGCCUCAACCUCUGCCGCUAUAUCUCCCGCUCUUUCUGCAUACUCUGUACAUACACCCACUCGGCUUUCCCCAUCCUUCAUCGACAGAAACUCCCCCUACCGACCCGUUCGGCAAGUCAACACGCUGCUGUAUCCUCCCCCAUCCGCCUCCAUGAACCACGUUCGUCAUCUCCCGCUCGACCAGAUGCACUACCAGCCAUUGGGGAAGGCCGUAACCGAGCGGAAAACUGGCGUCCUGCCUUACUCCCAUAACAGCAACAGCGGUGAAAUGUGGUGUGAAUCGCAACCGUACCUGCAUUCCAGCUUUCCGCAACACCACCAUCAACAUCAUCAACAACAACAGCGGCAACCACUAUAUCCAACCCAAUCGUUUCAUUGA